AUGCUCAGAUCAUUUAAUUCAAAUGGUUUAAAGGUAUACUCGCUAUCUUCUGGAAAGUCGAUACCUCAAUUUGCCCUAGAAGCACUUAGGAACAGAAGAAAAUUAAAACACGACUCUGAAUAUGAACAUCGGAUUGAACUGAUUCACGAUUUGGAAUUUCCACAGUGCUGUGGAACAGUGGAUGUUUCUCCAGACUCAAGAUAUGUUAUCGCAACAGGAGCCUAUCCACCUCAGAUAGGGAUUUACGACACACUGGAGCUUUGCCUGAAGCACCGAAGAGGGAUUGACAAUGAAGUAGUAAGAACGUGCUUUCUGGAAUCAGAUUACACGAAACUGGCAUUUCUGUGCAGAAAUAGAUUCAUCGAGUUCCACAACAGAGGAGGAAGACAUCACACGAUUCGGAUUCCCAAGGAGGGAAGAGACAUGAAGUACAUAUCAGACAACGCAUCAAUAGUGACAGCGACGGCAUCAAAUGAGCUGUUCAGAGUUAACCUGGAAAAGGGAGUGUUUGAGGAGCCACUGGUAUCAGGGUGCUCAGAGUUAAAUUGCAUAGCAGAGAAUCCAAUACUGCCACUGAUCUCAGCAGGAGGACAAGGAUCUAUGGUAGAGAGUUGGGAUUUGAGAACAAACGAAUCAGUGUCGAAGCUGAAGUGCACAGAAAACGAGGAAGAGAGUGUCACAACUUGCGUGUACUCAGCAAAUGGACUUAAGGUGGCAGUGGGAACUGAGUACGGAUCAGUAAAGCUGUACGACAUAAGGAAUUCAAAGCCACUAUGGGAGUAUGCCUCAGUAAGCAGGGCUGAAAUAAACUGUAUACAAUGGGUUAACUCAGUGAAUCACUACAUCACAGAAAUUGGAGAAAAUUCACUGAUAGCAUGGUCAGAUUACUCAAGUGUAAGAGUGCACACAAUAGAUAAAGGGAGCUUUGUCGCAUCGAUAGAAGGACUAGCGCCAAAUGAAAAAAACACAUUUGCGAACAUAAACGGAUUCUGUUUUUACCCAGAUAGUGGAGUGUGUUUCGUAGUGGGAGAUCAAACGAGAGUUGGAACGUACUUUAUACCGCACAUAGGACCGGCACCAGUUUGGUGUUCGUUUUUGGAGAACAUAACUGAGGAGAUGGAAGUGCCGAACGCAACGAACACGGGAGUGGCACCGAAGAAGCAAGUGUAUGACGAAUACGUGUUUGUAACGGAGGAGCAACUGGAGGAGCUGUCAGCAUCAGAGCUGAUUGGAACGAACAUGGUUAAAGACUAUAUGCACGGGUUCUUCAUAAGCAGUAAGCUGCACAAGAAGUUGAAGGCUCUGUCGUCCGAUUUAAGCUACGAGGAGUACAAGAAAAAGAAGAUACAGGAAAGAAUAGAGGCGAAGCGCCAGAUGAGAGUGCCAAUAAGGCAGAAGCCAGUGAAGGUGAACGUCGAAUUGGCAGAGAAGUUGCAGGCAGCAUCGGCAGUGGAAGGAAAGAGCCUGUCGAAGAAGCAGAAGGAGGCGGCACUGAUAGCGAGGGCGGCGCUGGAAGACGAAAGGUUCUCGAAAAUAUUCACGGACGAGAACUUCGCAAUAGAGCACCUGGACGCAACCAGAAACUGA
Theileria orientalis strain Shintoku is the source of this 1587-nucleotide messenger RNA. RefSeq lists its product as uncharacterized. The record is from RefSeq and is a predicted model, not a curated record. Gene Ontology annotation, cellular component: nucleolus; small-subunit processome; 90S preribosome. Gene Ontology annotation, biological process: maturation of SSU-rRNA from tricistronic rRNA transcript (SSU-rRNA, 5.8S rRNA, LSU-rRNA). Gene Ontology annotation, molecular function: protein binding. The transcript has 12 exons. Lineage: Eukaryota; Apicomplexa; Aconoidasida; Piroplasmida; Theileriidae. Bases 1 to 1587 code for a protein of 528 amino acids.